Molecule: messenger RNA, 2190 nt
Organism: Gopherus flavomarginatus (Mexican gopher tortoise)
Lineage: Eukaryota; Metazoa; Chordata; Testudines; Testudinidae
Product: selenide, water dikinase 2-like
Exons: 9
Biological process (GO): L-selenocysteine biosynthetic process
Cellular component (GO): cytoplasm
Molecular function (GO): selenide, water dikinase activity; ATP binding
Source: RefSeq, a predicted model, not a curated record
CGCUCUCCUGCGCUCCAAGAUGGCGGCGCUGUCCAGCUCCCCCUCGGCCCCGGGCAUCGGCCCGCCUGGCUACCGGCCCUUCGAGCCCGAGGCGCUGGGCCUGGCCCCGGGCUGGCGGCUCACGGGCUUCGGGGAGCUGCGCGGCUGAGGCUGCAAAGUCCCGCAGGAGACGCUGCUCAGGCUCCUGGCGGGACUGGGGGGGCCGCGCGCGGGGCUGGCGGCGGCCGGGGCGGAGGGGGGGCCCGAGCCCGGGGGGCCCUCGCUGGGCAUAGGGCUGGACUCCUGUGUCAUUCCGCUCAGGCAUGGGGGUCUCUCCCUUGUACAGACCACAGACUUCUUCUACCCACUGGUUGAGGAUCCCUACAUGAUGGGCCGCAUCGCCUGUGCCAAUGUGCUGAGUGAUCUCUAUGCCAUGGGCAUCACCGAAUGCGACAACAUGCUGAUGCUGCUGAGUGUCAGCCAGAAAAUGACAGAUGAGGAGCGUGAAAAGAUUAUGCCACUGAUCAUCAAAGGCUUCCGGGAUGCGGCGGAGGACGGCGGGACGUCAGUGACAGGCGGGCAGACUGUGUUGAAUCCCUGGAUCAUCGUCGGGGGCGUUGCUACUGUGGUGUGCCAGCCCAACGAAUUCAUCAUGCCAGACAGUGCAGUUCCCGGAGAUGUGCUGGUGCUGACCAAGCCCCUGGGCACGCAGGUGGCUGUCAACGCUCAUCAGUGGCUGGAUAAUCCGGAGAGGUGGAAUAAGAUUAAGCUGGUGGUGUCCAAAGAGGAUGUGGAGCUGGCCUACCAGGAAGCCAUGUUCAGUAUGGCCAUGCUGAACAGGACAGCUGCCAGUUUGAUGCACACUUUCAACGCUCACGCUGCCACCGACAUCACGGGCUUUGGGAUCUUGGGCCACGCACAAAACCUGGCCAAGCAGCAGCGCAGCGAGGUCUCUUUUGUCAUCCACAACUUGCCCAUCAUCGCCAAGAUGGCUGCCAUCAGCAAGGCCUGCGGGAAUCGUUUCGGGCUGCUGCAGGGGACGUCCCCAGAGACAUCAGGGUAUGUCUGCACUACGAGAUUACUCCGAUUUUACAGAAACCGGUAUUUGGAAACAGCUUAUAUAAAGUCGAGUGCACAUGGCCACACUAAGCACAUUAAUUCAGUGGUGUGCGUCCAUGUACCAAGGCUAGCGUCGAUUUCCAGAGCGUUGCACUGUGGCAAUCAGAUCCAGUAUCUCCUGUAUGGUCCAUGCUGGAGCUCUUUUUGGAUUUGGGACUGCAUGGUCACCUGUGCUGAUCGGCGCUCCACGCUGGGCAAACAGGAAAUGAAAUUCAAAAGUUCGCGGGGCUUUUCCUGUCUACCUGGCCAGUGCAUCCAAGUUCAGAUUGCUGUUCAGAGUGGUCACAAUGGUGCACUGUGAGAUAGCAACGGUAUUGGCCUCCUGGCGCUGAGAUACCAUCAGACCCCUCCCAUCCUCCUGUCUGUAGAGAGGGGAAGCUGCACUCAGCUGGUGGAGAGUGUGUUAAAAAAGAAGCAAAAAUCCCCCUCUCUCACACAUCUGUAAGAAAAUAGUGCGCUGUUCCUUGCAGUCAGUUCUUCACACUGCUGGGACAAUGCAACAGGUGGUAAAAGGCCCUAAAAGGGAGCCAGUGACGAUGCACCUGAAUGUGCUGGAGGAGUUGGAAUCACCACACCAGCAGAGCACAUCCUGCUGCCCCAUGGGAAGGCCUUAGUGCUGCAGCUGUUCUGAAUGGGGGCUGUAUUUUGCUUUUGAGUCCCUCUGUGUAAUCCUGUUAAGUCCAAUUUAGCCUGUAGCCUGAUCUCGGUUCCCCCUGCCUCCAUGUGUUGGUGUCACCCUGGUUUGGCAUAAGAAUGGCCAUAGUGGGUCAGACCAAAGGUCCAUCUAGCCCAGUAUCCUGGCUUCUGACAGCCAAUGCCAAGGGCCCCAGAGGGAGUGAACAGAACAGGAAAUCAACUGAUCCAUCCCAUCGCCCAUUCCUCGCUUCUGGCAAACAGAGGCUAGGGACACAAUCCCUGCUUGUCCUGGCUAAUAGCCAUUGAUGGACCUAUCCUCCAUGAAUUUUUCUAGUUCUUUUUUGAACCGUUAUAAGUCUUGGCCUUCACAACAUCCUCUGACAAAGCGUUCCACAGGUUGACUGGGGGUUGUGUAAAGAAAUACUUCCUUUUCUUUUAAACCUGCUGUUAAUUUAA